This is a messenger RNA of Sphaerulina musiva SO2202, 1854 nucleotides long. RefSeq names its product mitochondrial carrier protein. Gene Ontology annotation, molecular function: L-ornithine transmembrane transporter activity. Gene Ontology annotation, biological process: mitochondrial L-ornithine transmembrane transport. Bases 14 to 1261 code for a protein of 415 amino acids. Lineage: Eukaryota; Fungi; Ascomycota; Dothideomycetes; Mycosphaerellales; Mycosphaerellaceae. The transcript is spliced from 3 exons. The record is from RefSeq and is a predicted model, not a curated record.
GUAAAGGGAGGAUAUGAGUGAAGUUGUCGGCAAUGGCGGAUCCGACGCUCGUCACCGCGAAGGCGGAAACGCGCCAACGUCGAUACAGGUCGAGGCUACGAAGAAGAAGCGCAAGGAGCAUGCCCAUACUGGCUUCACUGCGGCGACGAUGCGAGCCUUGAGCGCCCGUCUUCUCACUUUCUAUUUUAGAGCGCCCAUCAAGGCGUUUUUUAGACCCCGGAUAGAUUACAUGGGCUACGCAAGAGCCAUAAACCCGGGCGUGCAGGCAGGUCAAUCGUGGUCUUGGCGCAUGACUUCUCCUAUGCUUCUGGCUUCAGCAGUCCAGCAACACGGGUGGAGAUUUCUGCCGUAUCAGGUCCUGCCGCCUCUUAUUGCCAAUACCGCAGUCGGUGCAGUCCUGUAUACGGCAUAUCUCCAGACGUUGAGCUUGAUUCACGAGCCCAACUCCAUGUCAACCAAAAGGGUGUUUCCACCCCCCUCAUGGGGCACAUGCUUUUCCGCGGGGUUCCUGGCUGGAACGAUACAGAGCUUCAUUGCAGCCCCAUUAGAUGCCCUUCAAGUCAGAUUCCAGAGUGCCGAGAUGAUGGAUGGAAAGUACCGUAACAUGUGGCAUUACGGUUUGCGCAAGACCCAAGAGAUUGGAGCCCGAGGUGUCUUUGCGGGAUGGUCCUUGUCACUCCUGAGAGACUCCUUCGGCGCUGGCGUCUUCUUCGCAACCUUCGAGACUGUCAAGUCUCAAGCUUUCUACAGUUUCGUGAGUCAUUACUAUGGCAGCUGGCAGCAGCUUUCAGACACGCAACGAGAAUCCAUUUCAGUGCAGAAAACACACGGCGCUUCUAAUCGUGCGGAGAUCCGACCUCAUUACAUGGUGGAGCCUGCUUUCCUACUCCUAGCCGGCGUCGCUGCUUCUGUCGCACAGGCAGUCAUACAGCACCCACUAAGUCGCAUCCAAGAGAUUCACUAUGGGAGACUGGAGUACAUCGACAACCACACACAUACGAAACCGGGCCAAAGGAAAGUUCGUGCGUUGAGGCUAUACGCUGCGGCGUAUCGUAAAACAAUGAAGCAUGUUCUUGCGCUGGCACGGAGAGAUGGCGGAUUGCGGCCGUGGCUUUUCCGGCAUUUCAUAUCAAACACGAUCCGGCAGGUUCCUUCCACCAGUGCUGGACUCAUCGUAUUCGAGGUCAUAAGAAGAGCUUAUGGUAUGGACGAGGAGCCCGUUCGCAUACCCAAGGAUGGUUACGAGAUUUUGCUGACCUGAUCUGGCAAUCUGAUACAACUACACCAUCUUGGUCAAUAUUCGUCGCCUAUCGGGAUCUCUGCUCUGCCUCUUUCUCCACGACUGCCUGCCACACCAGUCCGCCAUCGAGACACGCUCUCGGCUGCGCAAUCGGGCUAUUUUUGACCAAAUCAGCAGAACGACUGCGGAUCACAAGCCCUGUCGUCGUCCGUCUCGGGUAUCCAUCUGAGACUUCUCUACUCCUUUCCAAAGUGACAAUCUGGUUUUGGAAAUCGCGCCAGCAAUCGCUCCUUUUCUUCAACCCCCCUCACCCCUCUUUACCCACCCUUCUCGCUUUCAACUGGCCAUCAGAUUCCCGUAUCACCUCUGCUAGGGUCUGGAAUGCGUUCUUGUGGAGUUUCUCGAGGAGUUGGUUACGUCUUGCGCAAGGGUAAGAAUUUGGUUUAUCUUGUUGGAUAUGCCAUCAGAGAGUCCCUUUCUGGAUUGAUAUAGAAAUGAGGCUCGUCUCACGAAGAGCAUCUGGAGGAGCAGGGUUCACGGAAGACGAGUGGUUGGUACUCUGCUUGUAUAUGAGAAUAUAGAACAAAAAAACCAAGGCUUCCGAGUCCAUUCAC